AAAUGAUCAGUAUUAAUAUAUCCACUAUAUAAGAGAAUAGAGAAGAUGGUUUAAUAGAAUUUAUUUAUUUUUAGUAUAUCCUGAUCCACACUCCAGUCCAGUCGGUGGCGGUAAUGCUACCAUAAACACUAAAGAAUAAGAAAAAGUUCUACAAGGGGCUGCGUCCAAAUACUGCCUUCGGAGGUGGUGAGGAGAAAAGGGCUCUGAAGACUUGGGUGUAACUUUAACUAGUUAAAAAGGAUUUCACACAGCUUUGCUUUGUCUGAUUUGAGGGAAGAUAACGUUUCCUACGUCAAGAUCGGGAAGUUCGAGUCUCGCGCAUGCCUGGAUGAUUAACGGCUUCGUGUGUUUCAUUGAGCGGAUGUGAAAAAUAACGGUUUGAAGAGAAUAAGUGGACCAGACGUCGUCAGCGAGAUAUUCAUACGAAUGAUCAGAGCAUAAACCUGAUGGAACUGGAAGAAACGUCAUUAUCACAUAAUUCCACAAUCGCAGAAAAAUCUCCUGGUUGCUUGCAGAUGAAAAUGACUUCAUUUCCAAAACAAACAGAAAAGCAAAGAACAGAAGCCACUAAAUCAUCAACUUGCACUCAUUGUGGAAAGGGUUUUAAAAGUAAAGGAGACCUUGUGAAGCACAUACGAAUCCAUGCUGAAGAAAAAACGUUCACCUGCCCUGACUGUGGAAAGAGUUUUACAAGCAAACGUAAUCUAACCGUCCACAUGAAAACUCACACCGAAGAGCGUCCAUACCCAUGCCCGCAGUGUGGAAAGAUUUUCAAAAGAAGUAAUCAUCUCACGGUCCACAUGAGAAUUCACUCUCAAGAACGCCCAUUCCCAUGUCUUCAAUGUGAAGAAACCUUCACAAGGAAAUAUCGUCUUAUAGAUCACAUGAGAAUUCACACUGGAGAGACUCCAUACCAAUGUCUUCAGUGUGAAAAGACAUUUAGCAAUAAAGCUAGUCUAAAGGUCCACAUGAAAGUUCACACUGGAGAGCGUCCAUACGCAUGUCUUCAGUGCGAAAAGAAAUUCAACAGGAAAGAUUGUCUAUCAGUCCACAUGAAGAUUCACACUGGAGAGCGUUCAUACGCAUGUCUUCAUUGUGAAAAGACAUUUAACAUGAAAGGUCGUCUCACAGAACACAUGAAAAUUCACACUAGAGAGAGUCCAAACCCAUGUCCUCAGUGUGGAAAGACUUUCAAAAGGAAAGAGGGUCUUGAAGAACACAUGAAAAUUCACACUACAGAGAGUCCACACCCUUGUCUUCAGUGUGGAAAGGGUUUCGCACAGAAAAAGUAUCUUAUGGUCCACAUGAGGGUUCACACUGGAGAGCGCCCAUACCCAUGCCUGCACUGCGAAAAGAGUUUCACACGAAAAAAUAGUCUCGUGGUCCACAUGAGAACUCACUCUGGUGAUGUACACCCAUGUCUGCUGUGUGGAAAGAGUUUCGCAAGCAAAAGUGAUCUAUCAGUCCACACAAGAAUUCACACCGGAGAGUGUCCAUACUCUUGUUCUCAAUGUGGAAAGAGUUUCACGCAGAAAACUCAUCUUAGAAUCCACAUGAGAACUCACACUGGAGAGCGCCCAUACCCAUGUCUUCAGUGUGGAAAGAGUUUCAGAACCACAAGUUCUCUAACUGUCCACAUGCUAAUUCACACUGGAGAGAAGGCAUACCCGUGUCUUCAGUGUGGAAAGACUUUUAGACACAAAGCUUAUCGAUCAAUACACAUGAUAACUCACACUGGACAGCGCCUAUACCCGUGUACUCAGUGUGAAAAGACUUUCAGGAGCAAAGGUCAUCUAAAUGUCCACAUGAGAAUUCACACGGGAGAGCGCCCAUACCCGUGUCUGCAGUGUGGAAAGACCUUUGCGCACAAACCUAGUCUUACGAUCCACAUGAGAAUCCACACCGGAGAACGUCCAUACCCAUGUCUUCAGUGCGGAAAGGGUUUCAGACACAAAAAAAGUCUUGAGGAACACGUGAGGAUUCACACCGGAGAACGCCCAUACCCAUGUCUUCAGUGUAAAAAGUGUUUCAAACGCAAAAAAACUCUUGAGGAACACGUGAGGAUUCACACCGGAGAAAGCCCAUACCCAUGUCUUAAGUGUGGAAAGACAUUCACAAGGAGAGGUGAUCUUGCAGUCCACACGAGAGUUCACACUGGAGCACGCCCAUAUGCAUGUCUUCAGUGUGGAAAAUGUUUCAAACAAAAAACGACUCUUGAAGACCACAAAAGAAUUCACACUGAAGAGGGUCCAUGCUAGACGUGUGUCAGUUUUCGGUAGUAACAAAACUGAAGAAGAAUGUAUAUGAUCUUUUCCUUUGUGACAACAUGGCAAGGUGAAGACUGUAAUCAGCAAUCAGACCAAUUGCUUUUGAAUGUGUGCAAGGGCCUAAAGCAAACUUUUGUCCCAUCUGCUAUUAGCCAGUGACUUUUUUACAGGCUAUUAUAUUAUAUAUGCAUACCAGUUGUUUGAACAUUUACAACCUUAUCCUGUAGUGUUUAGUAUCAUUUAGUAGUGUUUAAGUUUAGUUUAUCUUUUGUAAAAAAAAAUACCACUGUUUCUACAAGUUAGCCAGAUGCUUUGCAGCAAUGAUGCUUCAGGUCUACUUUCAGCAAUGCGAGCACGUGCUGCUCAUGUGUUGUGUGAAUGCUUUAAAGAAGCAUUGAAUUAAAGAAUACAUUUUAACUUCAUUUUUGUUAUAUAGACGGAUGCACGUGCGCUGACGCGAUACACGUCUGGAUCCAAACUUUACUUCCGGUUUUUUUAUGGUCUGACUAGUUGCUAAACGGAUCUCUUGAACAAAUGCCUCAUCGGAAAUAACAAAUGUUUUGGUUUUCUAGGUAAUCCAUGUGUUGUUUUUUUCCUUGUUAUAUAAAUAAACAAAAUUUUAAGAACUUUGUUAUUAUUUAUUCUUAGCGGAGUUUACCAGAAGUUACGUGCGGACCACGACAGCCGUUUUUUCAUGUUGUUACUGCUGAAACCGUCUAUAAGAGGUCAUCGUACUUAAACUAAACUUAAUCCUGCAAGUUUCAGAACUGAAAACGUCCUCGUUACUUGCACCAAGCCCAGAAAACGGCUAUAGCACUCUUCACACAGACAUUCUGGAAAAUACACGGAAAAUGCAUCCUGGAUUCUUCCGGGAUCGUUUGAUUUUUCUUGUUCACACUACCCUUUAUUUGCCGCAUCUGCAAGGUCCCGGAAAGACAAGUGACCUGUUUAAAGUCCUGCACUAUCUUCUACGCAGCGUCUGAAGUUUGCAUAUUAUUUGUUAUUUCUCUCUCCAGAAACCACUCGCGUGCAUUUUUGUUUAUGAUAAGAUUAUAAAGGAGCGCGUGACGCGCCGUUCUAAUGCUGGUGAAUGAUCUUAACUUCAGAGUGGAUAUUUGACAAGCUCCCUGAUCUCUGCUUUAAUACAGUUUUCAGACAUUUCUCAUCGUGAUUGUUUAUAUGCAUUUAAAAACCCCAUUUUGAGGAGCUGAACAAUAUAUCUUGUUGGGAGGAGCGCGGAGAUUUUCGUUUAUUACAGUUGAAAUGAGCAUGUGACGCGAUAUUCUUU
Misgurnus anguillicaudatus (oriental weatherfish) is the source of this 3555-nucleotide messenger RNA. RefSeq names its product V-set and transmembrane domain containing 2 like b (gene vstm2lb). Gene Ontology annotation, biological process: regulation of transcription by RNA polymerase II. Gene Ontology annotation, molecular function: RNA polymerase II cis-regulatory region sequence-specific DNA binding; DNA-binding transcription factor activity, RNA polymerase II-specific. Gene Ontology annotation, cellular component: membrane. NCBI's taxonomy places the organism in Eukaryota, Metazoa, Chordata, Actinopteri, Cypriniformes, Cobitidae. The record is from RefSeq and is a predicted model, not a curated record.